Verticillium dahliae VdLs.17 is the source of this 1596-nucleotide messenger RNA. RefSeq lists its product as uncharacterized. Lineage: Eukaryota; Fungi; Ascomycota; Sordariomycetes; Glomerellales; Plectosphaerellaceae. Gene Ontology annotation, biological process: transmembrane transport. The record is from RefSeq and is a predicted model, not a curated record. The transcript is spliced from 5 exons. Gene Ontology annotation, molecular function: transmembrane transporter activity. The coding region runs from base 1 to 1596 and encodes 531 amino acids.
AUGGCCAUGGCCGUCUCCACGUCUCUCUCCUCGACCCAAAUAUUUACCCCUUCGCACUUCUGCUCUCAGCACGUUGCUCAUUUCUUCCUUUCAUUCCUCACCCCAUCGACGAAUCCUCUCUUCGAAAGAAGUUACUCUCGCGACCCAGACGCCUUCCCCACUGUCCAGCUCUUCCUCCUGGCUAUUGUCCGACUUGCGGAACCCAUUGCCCUCACCUCCAUUUUCCCCUACGCCUGGGAGCUCGUCAAGAGGUACGAGGUAGGAAACGAGGAAGAUGCAUCCUUCUACGCGGGCCUGCUCAUCUCGGCCUUCUCCCUGGCGGAGGCCCUGAUGGGCAUGUACUGGGGCGGCCUCUCUGACAAGAUUGGCCGCAAGCCUGUUCUCCUCCUCGGCUGCAUCGGCACCAUGUUCAGCUUGGUCAUGGUCGGCUUUGCGUCGAACAUCUGGCUCGCCCUCAUCGGACGGGCCCUCGGCGGUCUCCUCAACGGCAACAUUGGCGUCAUCCAGACCAUGGUUGGUGAAAUGGUCAAGAAGCCUGAACAUGAGCCCCGCGCCUACUCGGUCAUGCCCUUUGUCUGGUCCAUCGGCACCAUCCUGGGCCCCUUUAUUGGCGGCACCAUGGCCGACCCUCACAAGUCGUGGCCCGAGGCCUUCCCUGUCGGCAGUCUCUUCUACAACUUCCCCUACCUGCUGCCGAACCUCGUCUGCGCCGCGCUUCUCUUCGUCAGCAUUGUGCUCGGCUGGUUCCUCCUCCAGGAGACCCACCCUGACAUGCAGUCUGCGUCGUCGGUGGCGCCGAGCACGUUUGUGUCGGAGGAGACGCCGCUGCUCGCCACGACGGACGCCAUGAAGAGGCCGGCCCGCAUCAUGACGCUCGUCGUGGCGCUGUGCAUCUUCACGUACCACUCGAUGACGUACGACCACCUGAUGCCCAUCUUUUUCGAGGACGACCGGGCCGACAGCGGCAGCAUGAGCCUCUUCUCCGCGGCGGCGUCGUCCGUCGCCGGUAGCCUCGGCGCUGGCGGUCUCGGCAUGACGACCAGGGCCGUCGGCAUGAUCAUGGGGGUCAACGGUGUGAUUGCGCUCUUUGUGCAGGCCGUCAUUUUCCCCCUCGCUGCGCAGAAGUUUGGUGUGUACAGGCUGUUCAUUGCGGUGACGGUGCUCCACCCCAUCGCCUACGUGCUCGUGCCGAACCUGCUGCUCGUGCCCGAGGCCAUGGUGUACCCGGCGAUUUACUUCUGCCUCGCGGUGCGCAACGUGCUGUCGAUCAUCCUCUACCCGCUCCUCCUCAUCCUCAUCAAGGAGGCGGCGCCGUCGCCCAAGGCGCUCGGCAAGCUCAACGGCAUGGCGGCCAGCGCGAGUGCGGGGUGCCGCAUGAUUGCGCCUCCCAUUGCCGGCCUGCUGUACACGUACGGCACCAAGAUCAACUGCUCGGGCCUCGCGUGGUACGGCAGCGCCGUCGUCGCCGUCAUUGGUGCUGUGCAGUGUUUUGCCGUCCCUCGCCAGAGGUGCGACGACGGCGGCGAGGAGGCUGGGCGGGCCGACGUGGCCAAGCAGCCGACGAUUGUCGUGACUGAGGUCGACGAGCGCAUGUGA